This is a messenger RNA of Penicillium brasilianum, 3392 nucleotides long. Lineage: Eukaryota; Fungi; Ascomycota; Eurotiomycetes; Eurotiales; Aspergillaceae. The record is from the annotation of a GenBank genome assembly.
GUUCAGUGCUCUCGGAUGGUCUUCGACAGUCCCUCGGUUAGAUUACUUGGUAGCCCACUCUAGGGGUAGUUAGGUCACCCGAGUCUACAACAAAGUAUAAUGUCCUCCGAUGCCAUCUCCCUACUUGAGGCCAAUGAAACUCUCUCAGGAAGACAGUCUGAUAUUCGUAAAGCUGCUUAAACUCGGUCACCGCUAUCCGUGACGUCACCGAUACAGUGCCUAUCGACUUGAUAUGUCAGCAGAGGCAUCGUCUAACUAUACAGUUCAGAGUUGAAAGGACAAUGACUGAGGUGACUGGAGCACUUAAGACUACCACAAAGUCAAAACAUCGAUGUCUUGUUGGGAAUUUCGCACCCAUCCAUCGCCAACUCCCAAUAACCCCAUGCACAUACUCUGGAACUAUUCCUCCCGAGCUUCAUGGCGGCCAAUACGUUCGGAACGGAGGAAAUCCGAGCUUCGGUGACCAUCUAUCUGAAGACGUCCAUAUGUUCGAUGGCGAUGGCAUGCUGAUUGGAGUUUGGUUCCGUCUGAAUAACCAGACAAAAGAAGUUGAACCAUGUUUCGUCAAUCGGUACAUUUUGACCGACAUUUAUCUCGGGGCCAAAUCGAUGCCUAGCCUACGAGUGCCUAUACUGCCGAGCAUCGCAACGUUAAAUCAUCCUCUGAGGACUACCCUUUCGAUAUUUUUCAAGCUUUGUCGGUUUCUAGCUCUGAUCGCGUGGAGUUUUGUCAGUGCCGACAAGCAUAAGAUUCGGAAAAUUAGUGUCGCGAAUACGGCUAUCCUCUACCACGACAAGAGAGCGUUGGCCACAUGUCAAACGGGGCCGCCGAUGAGAGUUCAACUACCAAGUUUAGACACCGUUGGCUGGUUCAAUGGAUACUCAGCUGUCAACGAAGACAAACAUUCGAGAUCAGACAAGGAUGCCUUUGGCUGUACUGGACCUUUUGGCUUUCUGAAAGACUGGACAACGGCUCACCCUCACGUCGAUCCAGUCACGGGAGAUUUCAUAUCCUUUCAAUCAUCUUUUCUACCGCCUUUCGUAUGGUACACUCUCAUACCCAAGUCGACAACCAAAUCCCACGCACCUGCAUUACACGCCCCAGUCCCGGGGGUAUCAAUCCCAAAACUAAUGCACGACUUUGGCGUUUCCCCUACCCAUACCAUCAUCCUUGACCUCCCAAUGACACUCGAUCCCACCAACAUGCUCCGCGGAAGACCAAUAAUCCACUACGAUCGAAAUUCACCAUCCCGAUUCGGCAUUUUCCCCCGACGACAUCCCGAGCAAGUCCGCUGGUUUGAGACGGAGCCGUGUUUCAUUUUUCAUACAGCCAGUACAUGGGAUGAGUCUGAGCCAAAGCACUCGAAAGAUUCCGAGAUUGAAGCUGUGAACAUGGUCGUUUGUCGGUACACGAAUGGAAAUAUGCUGUACUCUAUGGGCGCUAUCGAGCCCGUGGAGAAAGAACAGUGCGAUAGCAAGGUAUAUUAUUAUCGAUUUCUUCUCGCAAACAGGGAGAAGAAUAUUAUCACGCAUCAAUGGGCUUUAUCUGCCAUCCCCUUCGAGAUGCCAAUCGUACCAGCGAACUUCUCGAGCACGGGUCCGAAAUGCAUCUACGGAUGUUCCUCACGAGACGCAAUAUUUGGCGCAGAAACGGGCGAGCCUAUGAAGGUGGAUUGCCUUGUCAAAAUGAAUGUCCAGAAUUUGAUUAGACGGGGGUUGAAUGAGGACAUCCAGUCUAUCGAGGGCUACGUCGACAAAAGAAACAUACAAGAGGUCAUGUCCAGCGAUGAUCCGGAAGAUCCAAUCAAGAUAUUCCAAGCUCCGGAAGGGUGGUACGCACAAGAACCUCAAUUUGUUCCACGAGAUGACGCAAGGGAGGAAGACGAUGGAUAUCUCCUAACUUUGAUGUUUGAUGAAUCUCAACUCGAUACGGAUGGGCAUGCUACGGAGGAUGCUAGGAGUGAAUUGUGGAUUAUCGAUGCACGAGAUAUGAGAACUGUUGUUGCGAAGAUUUUGCUUCCACAACGAGUUCCAUAUGGGUUUCAUGGCCAUUGGUUUAGGCAACAAGAGCUUGAAGAGCAGAGACCGUACGUUCGGUUACGGACAGACCCGGGGGAGGCGAAAGAGCAAGCAAGCGAUCAAACUUCCUCGUAGAGUUUUUUGGUGUUUUAGCAGGCGUACUCAAUCAAUAAUACAUGUAUCAAGCCUGAACACUGUACCGCUAACGCGGACAGCUUCACUACUCUGAAGAGAUCUUAAGAAACGAGAUAAUCCGAAUGUUCAUUGAUGCAAUCCAUGUGAUGCAAUAAGCACCAGGUCUAUACAAAAGAGAUAAAAAGUCUCGGGCCGAGAAAUCGACGAGCCUAAAAGCGGGGGUAUGGAAUCGAUGUAUCUCUAAACCGGCUUUGAAGUAUGUCCGGAAGGGGUUCCCAUGCAAGUCGAGCGGACCGGUCAUCAACCGUCACAAGGGUCUUUUCACAAAUAGACGGGAACCAACGCUGCAAAAGACACAUAAGAGAAAGGGCAGAAAAUGGAGGAUAUAUAUACACAAGACAGUACGAAGAAGGCUAGUUUAGUCGAACAUCUUCUUCAUGAACUUGUGCGCGAGCUCGACACCCAGGCUGGAGAAUUCAAUGUUAGCAUCGAAAAGAGACUGCCAAGAUAGUAGAACUUACAAAGUAGCCGCGUUAGCAGGGACGGCACGAGCCAGCGCAGGACCGAAACCAGGGAAGAAGGCCUUGAAACCACCGCUGGCAUACACGGCCCUGACGGUGCCGCCAAUAGUCGGCUUGCCCGGUGCGCUCUGCAGGCGAGACUUGAUCGUGUCGACGGGGAAAACGGGAAUCCACAUGGCAAUACCGGCGGCACCACCCGCAGCCACAACCGCCGUCAGGGACAGCUCGCCAGUCACAUUGCCAUUGGCAUCCUUAGGGGUCAACGAGCGCUUGAUGUACUCGUACGCAGCGAAGUAGGCGGCCGAUCCGGGGCCAUCACGAGCUAGCGUCAUGGCGCUACCCCGGAAGACACUGCGGAUACCGCCCUCCUUGUACAGCUGGCGCACAACGUCCACACCACCGGAGUACUUGGGCUUCUGGCCCGGCGGGGGCGGGUUCUGACCCUGGAUCUGCAGCAGGACCUUGACGCGCUCGAAGGGGGCGGUGAUCAGGGUCAUGGGGAUAGCGGAGAAGAAACCGGCGGCGGAGAUUUGAGCGAUGGAGUACUGAGGGGUGCCAUUUACCACUGGAACAACGGAGGCCUUUUCGACCAAGCUCUUGCCAACGUCGUAACCCUACAUGGACGUGUUAGAUGAGACACCCGAAGAUUGAACUUGCUCGUGUAGACCGUGGACGAGACGGUCAAAAACAUACCCAGAAGCUGACAGCGACUACCCAG